GGCGUGGCGGCUGGCGCGGCGGGGACCUGCGUGAGGAAGCCCUGAGCCCUCGGCGGGCUGCGAGCGACUCCCCGGCGAUGCCUCACAACUCCAUCAGAUCCGGCCACGGAGGGCUGAACCAGCUGGGAGGGGCCUUUGUGAACGGCAGACCCCUGCCUGAAGUGGUGCGUCAACGCAUCGUGGACCUGGCCCACCAGGGCGUGCGGCCCUGUGACAUCUCCCGCCAGCUCCGAGUCAGCCAUGGCUGUGUCAGCAAGAUCCUUGGCAGGUACUACGAGACCGGCAGCAUCCGGCCUGGAGUGAUAGGGGGCUCCAAGCCCAAGGUGGCCACCCCCAAGGUGGUGGAGAAGAUUGGAGACUAUAAGCGGCAGAACCCCACCAUGUUUGCCUGGGAGAUCCGAGACCGGCUCCUGGCGGAGGGUGUCUGUGACAAUGACACUGUGCCCAGUGUCAGCUCCAUCAACAGAAUCAUCCGGACCAAAGUACAGCAACCGUUCAACCUCCCCAUGGACAGCUGCGUGGCCACCAAGUCCCUGAGCCCAGGACAUACGCUGAUCCCCAGCUCAGCCGUAACGCCCCCAGAGUCACCCCAGUCAGACUCUCUGGGCUCCACCUACUCCAUCAACGGGCUCCUGGGGAUCGCUCAGCCUGGCAGCGACAGCAAGAGGAAAAUGGACGACAGUGACCAGGACAGCUGCCGGCUGAGUAUCGACUCCCAGGGCAGCAGCAGCGGGCCCCGCAAGCACCUGCGCACAGACGCCUUCAGCCAGCACCACCUUGAGCCGCUCGAGUGCCCAUUCGAGAGGCAGCACUACCCGGAGGCCUACGCCUCCCCGAGCCACACCAAAGGCGAGCAGGUGAGCAGCCAGGGCCUCUACCCGCUGCCCUUGCUCAACAGCGCCGCCCUGGACGACGGCAAGGCCACCCUGACCCCUUCCAACACACCGUUGGGGCGCAACCUCUCGACUCACCAGACCUACCCAGUGGUGGCAGAUCCUCAUUCACCCUUCGCCAUAAAGCAGGAAACCCCCGAGGUGUCCAGUUCUAGCUCCACCCCUUCCUCUUUAUCUAGCUCCGCCUUUUUGGAUCUGCAGCAAGUCGGCUCCGGGGUCCCAGCCGGUGCCUCGGUCCCGCCCUUCAAUGCCUUUCCCCAUGCUGCCUCCGUGUACGGGCAGUUCACGGGCCAGGCGCUCCUCUCAGGGAGAGAGAUGGUGGGACCCACGCUGCCCGGAUACCCGCCCCACAUCCCCACCAGCGGGCAGGGCAGCUAUGCCUCUUCUGCCAUCGCAGGCAUGGUGGCAGGUAAGGAGGGGGCUGGGCAGGAGGGGACUCCUACAACCAGGAAGUGUUGGCCAAACGUGGAGCAAAAGGGAACCAGAGGUAGGGUGUGUCCCCUGCACAGACUUCCCAAAGGGCAUCAAAGGAGCCACCGAAGGGCACAUCUUGUAAAUGCCUCGAGCCAAGAUGUCACUGCAGUCCCGGCUCCUUAACUCUCCCCCGGCUCAGCCUCCUUCUUCCCACAUGCUCCCAGACUCCCCGUGAUGAAAUGGGCAGGGCUGAGACAGACCAGUGUUCAAAUCCAAGCUCUGCCACUUCUUCCAUUGACUCAGUCAGCCUUGAUGGAGAGUGCUCUAGGGGUCCGCAGAACCCUGUGAG
This is a messenger RNA of Leptonychotes weddellii (Weddell seal), 1656 nucleotides long. NCBI's taxonomy places the organism in Eukaryota, Metazoa, Chordata, Mammalia, Carnivora, Phocidae. The record is from RefSeq and is a predicted model, not a curated record.